UGGAUGAAAUUUCGCUAUUUUUAAAUGGGGAUUUUUUGUAAAGCACGUGAUUGUCAAAAUGGCAGCCCACUGUGAUUUUGGUGCUCUUGAGCUACUGAUGAAGGCUCCAUCCAAGGACCAAGUGGUUAAGGUCUGCAAUGAUGUUUACCUGACUAGUUCCCCCAUCUCUGAUGUGCUGGUUUCCAGUGUGUGUGACGUUUUAGGAACCCGUCCAAAUCAAACAAAACAGAUGAUGGAAUCCCUCUCAUCACUCUUAAAAACCAUAAUAUUUCAUGGAUACUCAGAAGCCCAAGAAAUACAAAGCUUAUUUCCAAAGGACUUCCACAAGAAUCUUCGGGAUUUAAUAGCAAAAAUUGCUCUGGAAAACAUGAACAACUGGAAAAACCAUUCCAUUAGUAACCAAGUAUCUUUGCCGCGACUAGUAGACUUUGAUUGGAGAGUCGACACAAAAAUGGCCUCUGACUCUGUCAGCAGAAUGUCCGUUCCCACCUGUAUCAUACAAAUGAAGGUUCAGGAAAACCAAACUGAAGUUGGUAGAGUCCCAGAAAUCAAUAAUGUGAAUGUUGAACUUUCUAAAGAGACACUAGACACAAUGUUAGAUGGACUUAGUAAAAUCCGAGACCAGUUAUCCUCUGUUGCCAAAAGGUAGCCAUACCAGGAGCUUCUCCAGACAAAAUCAACAUAAGACCAUAGUUUAAUGAUUCCAAAACAGUGCAAUAUAUUAAUGUUUAGAAGAGAUGAUUUACAGUUUUAAUAUUUUGAGAGUUAUUUAUCAGUUGAUUAGUGGUACACAGUUUUGAUAUAUUCUACUUGCCUUCAGUGUUUCUCUAAGUGUUAAUUUUAAUCUUUUAAAAUAGUAUAUAAGAUUUAUAUAACAACUGUGAAACACAAGUAGUACCCUGCAUACUUAACCCUUCAUGUGCAGUUACAGUGCAUUAAUAAAAACAGUGAUAAACUUAAUCGUAAUAAACUGCAAGAUGUAGAGACAUGAAACCUAUUCUAAUGUCUUCAAUUAUUCAAUACAUGAUAUUAUCUAUAUCUUCAUGUGGUUUGUACCUCUUCAAUAUUUUUGACCCAGUUUCAGACAAUUGUGGAAAUAUUAAAUAUUUUACACUUUCAUGAAUAUCAUAAGUAUGGUAUUAUACAUCUUCUAUUUUUAACUCUUUUGUAGAAAUGAUUUAUAUUUUAUCAUACUGAUAUAAUUGUAGCCCCCCUGAGGGCCCUUGAUUGGUGAAUAAACAUACUAAUAUGUC
Saccostrea echinata is the source of this 1253-nucleotide messenger RNA. Its product is annotated as COMM domain-containing protein 9-like. NCBI's taxonomy places the organism in Eukaryota, Metazoa, Mollusca, Bivalvia, Ostreida, Ostreidae. The coding region runs from base 59 to 649 and encodes 196 amino acids. The record is from RefSeq and is a predicted model, not a curated record. The transcript has 6 exons.